Molecule: messenger RNA, 148 nt
Organism: Gregarina niphandrodes
Lineage: Eukaryota; Apicomplexa; Conoidasida; Eugregarinorida; Gregarinidae
Exons: 1
Source: RefSeq, a predicted model, not a curated record
AUGCCCGGCCGCGCUACCUCGGGUUCCCAGGCGAAGGUGAAAGUCAAGGGAAGGGAGGAGCCCGAGGAGACCGGAGGACUGCUUAUUGAGGCGGUCCCUCUGUAUAAUUUGCUGCUGGGAAAGCCGUCGUACAAUGAACUAUCAGAGC